This is a messenger RNA of Macrosteles quadrilineatus (aster leafhopper), 2099 nucleotides long. RefSeq lists its product as uncharacterized. Bases 15 to 2018 code for a protein of 667 amino acids. The transcript has 11 exons. Gene Ontology annotation, molecular function: copper ion binding; oxidoreductase activity. Gene Ontology annotation, cellular component: plasma membrane. The record is from RefSeq and is a predicted model, not a curated record. NCBI's taxonomy places the organism in Eukaryota, Metazoa, Arthropoda, Insecta, Hemiptera, Cicadellidae. Gene Ontology annotation, biological process: iron ion transport.
CACAGUCUCACGUAAUGUUGUCGAUGAAUAAACUACUGUUUAUGCAUUUAUUGUUUAUCUAUGGAGCCCAUUGUAACACUGAUUUGAAGUAUCACAUGCAACCGGACGAUGUUGAUUCAGGAAAGUACGAUCAAUUAUCAAAAAAUCCACACCAUAUCUGUACUAGAGUCUGCAAGCCAGGGGAUUAUAGAGUUUGCUACUACCGAUUCGUGGUAGAACACUACAUGACCAUGAAUGGUGCAUGUGGAAACUGUCCGAAUGAUACGUCGGCCUGCUCCGCCCAAGGCUGCGUUACAGCUGAUGGGUUUGAGAAAUCUGUCAUUACCUUCAACAGAAAACUGCCUGGACCAUCCAUUCAGGUGUGCAAGGGAGACACAGUGAUUGUUGAUCUUAAGAACCAUAUGGCCGGUGCCUGCGUUACCAUCCACUGGCACGGUCACCUCCAGAAGCACUCCAAGUUCAUGGACGGAGUGCCGAUGGUCACUCAGUGUCCUAUAUUAGAGGGCCAGAUAUUCCGGUACACCUUUAAAGCUGAUUAUCCCGGCACCCAGUGGUACCAUUCGCAUAGUGGUCUCCAGAAGGUGGACGGCAUGGCCGGUGCAUUGAUUAUACGAUGUCCCAAGGAAGAAGAUCCUCACAGGAAGUUGUAUGAUUAUGAUCUUCCAUCUCAUGUUUUGGUAGUGCAGGACUUACAGCACAAUACAGCAGAGACAGUGUAUCCGGGGGUCUGGACACGAGGUCUGGACCAGCUGGCUAGUACUUACCUCAUAAACGGACGGGGGCACUACCUAAACGGAACUAAGUUUCCUCUAUCUGAAUUCAACGUGACUAAAGGCAAGCGCUACGUGUUCCGUGUCAUAGCUGCCACUUGUUAUACCUGCCAAUACAGCAUGUCCAUCGAGAAGCACAAAAUGACCAUAUUAGGAGCAGACGGAUCGUACACAAAACCCUAUGAAGUUGAUCGCUGUAACAUGUCCCCAGGGGAGCGGUUUACAGUGAAGAUUGAUUGUAAUCAAAAGAAAGGUGCUUACUGGAUACGAGUGAGAAGUGUAGGUGCGUGUGCUAGUAAGAAGGCUUAUCAGCUGGCAAUUUUAAGGUAUAAUGGUUACAACGGUAUGCCCUCAACCCCAAGACCUAAUUACGACACAGACAUCAACGACGCUGGAACGGCAGUUAAUCCUUCAAGAUCCAAUUGCACUGAGGAAAAUAGAAAAACACUUGGACCCUGCAUUUCCCAAUUACAAGGCACAGAAGAAACUCCGAAACACAUUCUUCAAACAUGUGACCAGACAGUUAUUAUGGCUGUGGGAUUUUAUCGUUUUCCUAAUAACACUCCAUAUACUGACCGUGAGAAGUACCCAAAAUAUAUUUCUGUCGGCGCUAACAGUUUUAGCAGUACAGUCAAUGGGAAAACGUACAUUCUUCCACCAUCCCCGUUAUUGUCUCAGUACAGAGAUGUUCCUGGGCACUUGUACUGUCCACAAGAUGACUACUCAAACUUAACUCGCUGGAAUACUGAGCUCCACGAGUGUGUACAUGUCAUCAAGCUACGGAAGAAGACAUGCGUAAAAUUUAUUAUUGUUGAUACAGGAAAUUUUUUGAGCCAUCCAAUGCAUCUUCAUGGGUACAACUUCUACGUUAGUAGAAUGGGAAUAUUACCUGGCAAUGGAACCUUCAGUGACAAAAUGAACGCUUUGUUGAAGGAGGAGAAAAACAAACCGUGUCAGGGUUCCCACAUAGUUCAGAAGGACACUGUGGCAAUACCUCCUGGGGGAUAUUGCAUUGCAUGUAUCUACACUGAUAAUCCCGGUUACUGGCUGUUUCAUUGUCAUUUCGCCUACCAUUACGAGUCAGGCAUGGGGGCUGUAAUGAUGGUAGGGGAAGAGUGGGACAUUCCCAAACCACCUGAGGGGUUCCCAACAUGUGGAGAUUACCUUCCACGGUGGCGAGGUUCUCACGAGAAGAGCGAUGAGUAUAGCGCUAGCGACAGCAGUGGGUACGGGCAUAGAUAUGGAUAAACCAGUGUUUUAAAACUGUUUUGUCGAUUAAGAAGAAAUGAGUUUGUAUUAAGAAUCAGAAUAAACCAUAUGCAUUACUUA